Gigantopelta aegis is the source of this 2198-nucleotide messenger RNA. RefSeq lists its product as uncharacterized. Bases 139 to 714 code for a protein of 191 amino acids. Lineage: Eukaryota; Metazoa; Mollusca; Gastropoda; Neomphalida; Peltospiridae. The transcript has 2 exons. The record is from RefSeq and is a predicted model, not a curated record.
AUUUGUUUCGAUGUACACACAAACUGACAAAGCUACGUACUGGGAACCAGUUCCAAGUUCGACAACUACAGCGACAGUGACACAGUGAAAUCGAAAAAAACCCCACCCGGUUAUAGAUAAAGAUCUGAAGGAUUAACGAUGGGCAGACAACUCACUACUGCCAUAUCUGAUGGUGUCCUAGCAUUAACCUGCUAUCGACUGGUCUUGUACCUGAUGAUACCAAGUAUCUACGCAGGCCUGGGAUUUGCAAUACAAGCUGUAGCUGCCACAGUCGGUGUUUUGAGAUUUGCAUCUGAUCGUCCCAGCAACACUGUCGUGAGGUGGCACGACUACUCGUCAUGGUUUGCGGCAGUUGCAGGUAUGCCGCUGAUCGCCGUGGCGUUCUGUAAAUACGUCUUGCCAUACAUGAUGAACUUCAACUUCAUGGCCUCCAUGGGACUGAUCCUGAUGAAUGGCGCCAUGGAUACCAACAUGCAGAAACUGAGCAAGCAAGCCGUCAGUGGUUUCGCCAUGUUGACCAUUCUUCUGUCCUGCUUCUAUUCUGCCAAUGUUUACGGGUUUGUAGCGGCGGCGUUGUAUGUCGUUGCUGCCCCGAUUACCGGACUUGAUGGCAAUAUCCACAUUGGUAGAUACAACAUUCCAAGAUUGGAUGCUUUUCAUUAUGUCUUAGUUGCUGCUAAUUUGUUGUUUUUCAAGGCCUUGUACAGGUUCUAAAACUGUUCUCAUGGUAACAAAAGUUAAAGUUUCUUUUGUUUAAUGACACCACUAGAAUACAUUCAAUAUAUUUUUUAUGCCUGUUUUUGUCAAAUUAUGGUAUGGUGUUGACCAUCCGUCAACUUUUUAUUUGCGGAGCAUAUCUUUCUUAUCAAUUCAUAUAGGAUCAUCAAACCUUGCAUGCAAGUACAUCCUUAGGAUGGCGAUGUUUCAUGUACCAUAACUAGGUCACCAUGCCCUACUUUUUACGCAUUACUGCACAUUAAAGGAAAUCCUUGCCAGGUCAUAUUUUCGUUAUCAAUGUGUUGCAUACAAUGUACCAUAACUAAAUCAUGUACCUCACCAGUACUCUUUGUUCCAUUAGCAGGAAGCAAUCUUUUAUAUACAAUUUCCCACAGACUGAUUGCUUGCAUUGCUAGUGUGGCAAGAAUCAAGUGUAAAAGGAGUUGGUAUAUGCCAAAGAGGGUCCUAGGAGUUGCUUGGUGAUUACCACUACACUGAUCUCAUAGUGGUGUUUUCAGUUGGGGGUAAUUACUUACUUUAAUAAAACAACAACUAUGGAUGGCCAGUUGAUUUUAUUGUUGAGUCAGGUACUGUAGGCUGAGCAAUAAUGAAUGUUGUCUUAGUCUUUUUGUUUUUAUUAGAACUAAGGUAUGAGAACAGUGAACUUUUGUUUAAGCCAGAUUCAAGGGGACUUACAGAAUAGACCAUGGGAAAUGUUUUUUUUUCAAAAUUUUCUUUAGCUAUACAUGUAGUACUAAUAGUAGUUAAUUGAUUGAACUAGGAUUAGCAGUAGUUAAUGUUUAGAAUUGUGUGUUGCAAUCUCUGAAACGUGCAUAAUGAAUUGUAUACUGAUCAAAAUAUUUCCAGGAUCGGUUUGUACAGAAUGUCCUUUUAGGCAGAUUUCACCCAAGCUAUUGUCACUGGACAGGACUGAGAUUGUGCUGGUUUUUCAAAAAGGGCAGAUUUGGUUCAGUCGAUAGAGUGCUCGCCUGGGGUGCUUUGGUCACAGGAUUAUACCCCUUCAUGGACCCAUUCUUUGACAGUCCCAACCUGUUCCCCAUCACUGGUAUAUCAAAGGCUGUGGUAUGUGAUGUCCUGUAUGUGGGGAAAGUGCAUUUAAAAGAUCCCUUGGUGCUAAUGGAAAAAUGUUGAUGGUGUCCUCUAAGUCUUAUGUCAGAAAAGUUUUAAUGUAUGACACCCAAUAGCCAAUGAUGAAUAAAUCAAUGUGCUCUAGUAGUGUCGUUAAACAAGACAGGUUUUCACAGAAAUCUGGAUUUCACUGAUGUCAGUUUGGGUAGCAUUCACAGUACAUUUUGUAUAUGAGAUUCAGUUUUGCAUAAUUUACUCACUGUUGAACCAAAAUAAAUAUGAUUUUAUUUAUGAAAAAGUUAAAGUCUGUUUUGUGUAAUGACACCACUAGAGCACAUCGAUUUAUUAAUCAUCCACUAUUGGGUGUCAAAUAUUUGAUAAUUUUUAUAUAU